This is a messenger RNA of Suncus etruscus (white-toothed pygmy shrew), 4227 nucleotides long. It is a transcript of the gene XDH, whose product is annotated as xanthine dehydrogenase. Gene Ontology annotation, molecular function: iron ion binding; FAD binding; 2 iron, 2 sulfur cluster binding. The record is from RefSeq and is a predicted model, not a curated record. Lineage: Eukaryota; Metazoa; Chordata; Mammalia; Eulipotyphla; Soricidae.
CUUACGAGCAGGUACCUGAGUGCAGGGGACCUCAACCGUGACAAUGACAGCAGAUGAGUUGGUUUUCUUUGUGAAUGGCAGAAAGGUGGUGGAGAAAAAUGCAGACCCAGAAACAACUCUGUUGGCCUACCUGAGAAGAAAGUUGGGGCUAUGUGGAACCAAGCUGGGCUGCGGAGAAGGAGGCUGCGGUGCUUGCACGGUGAUGCUCUCCAAGUAUGAUCGACUCCAGAACAAGAUCGUCCACUUUUCAGCCAAUGCUUGCCUGGCCCCCAUCUGCUCCUUGCACCACAUGGCUGUGACAACUGUGGAAGGAAUCGGAAACACCAAGACAAGGUUGCACCCUGUACAGGAGAGGAUCUACAAAAGCCAUGGCUCCCAGUGUGGGUUCUGCACUCCUGGCAUAGUCAUGAGCAUGUACACGCUGCUCCGGAAUCAGCCCGAGCCCACUAUCGCAGAGAUUGAAGAUGCCUUCCAAGGUAAUCUGUGCCGUUGCACUGGCUACAGACCCAUUCUUCAGGGUUUCCGGACCUUUGCCAAGGAUGGUGGGUGCUGUGGAGGAAAAGGGGACAACCCUAAUUGCUGCAUGAACCAGAAGAAAGAUGACACGAAGAUGAUUCUUUCACCAUCUCUCUUCAAUCCUGAGGAAUUCCAGCCCCUGGAUCCUACCCAGGAGCCAAUCUUUCCCCCUGAGCUACUGAGGCUGAAAGACAUCCCUCAGAAGCAUUUACGCUUUCAAGGGGAGCGGGUGACCUGGUUCCAGGUGUCCACGCUGGAAGAGCUGCUAGAGCUGAAAAAGAACCAGCCUGAAGCCAAGCUGGUGGUGGGAAACACAGAGAUUGGUGUUGAGAUGAAGUUUAAGAACAAGCUGUUUCCGAUAAUCGUCUGCCCAGCCUGGGUGCCUGAACUGAAUGCUGUGGAACAUGGACCUGAAGGGAUCACCUUUGGGGCUGCUUGCUCCUUGACCUUAAUGGAGAAGACUUUGACAGAGGCAGUGGUCAACUUGCCAGCCCACAAGACAGAGGUGUUCCGAGGUGUCCUGGAGCAGCUGCGCUGGUUUGCAGGGAAACAGGUCAAGUCAGUAGCGUCCAUUGGGGGAAACAUCAUUAAUGCCAGCCCCAUCUCUGACCUCAACCCUGUGUUCAUGGCUAGUGGAGCCAAGUUGACCAUCAUAUCAAAAGGUACCAAAAGAACCCUGCGAAUGGACCAAAACUUCUUCCCAGCCUACAGAAAGACACAGCUGAGUCCUGAGGAGAUCCUGUUGUCCAUUGAGAUUCCCUACAGUAGGGAGGGUGAGUUCUUUUCAGCAUUCAAGCAGGCCUCCCGCAGAGAAGAUGACAUUGCCAAGGUGACCUGUGGCAUGAGAGUCCUGUUCCAACCAGGGACCUCGGAGGUGAAGGAGCUGGCCCUCUGCUUUGGUGGAAUGGCGGAACGAACAGUGGCUGCCUUGAAGACCUCACAGAAGCAGCUGACAAAGUCCUGGAAUGAGCAGCUGCUGCAGGACGUGUGUGCCAGCUUGGCAGAAGAGAUGCAGCUGUCCCCCGAUGCGCCCGGUGGCAUGGUGGAGUUUCGACGCACCCUCACCCUUAGCUUCUUCUUCAAGUUCUACCUGACGGUGCUUCAGAAGCUGGGCAAAGGGGACACAGAUGAUAAGUGUGGCAAACUGAACCCCAGUGAUGCCAGCGCCACUUUACUUUUUUAUAAAGACCCUCCAGCCAAUGUCCAGCUCUUCCAAGAGGUGCCGAAAGAUCAGGCGGAGGAAGACAUGGUGGGUCGGCCCCUGCCUCACCUGGCCUCAGCCAUGCAGGCCUCUGGGGAGGCUGUGUACUGUGAUGACAUCCCUCGCUAUGACAAUGAACUGUAUCUCCGGCUGGUCACCAGCACCCGGGCCCAUGCCAAGAUCAAGUCUAUAGAUUUAUCAGAAGCCCAAAAGGUGCCAGGAUUCCACAGAUUUAUCUCUGCUGAUGAUAUUCCUGGAAGCAAUAAAACUGGGAUAGCGAGUGAUGAAACAAUCUUUGCAAAGGAUGAGGUGACUUGCGUUGGGCAUAUUAUUGGUGCUGUGAUUGCUGACACCCCAGAACAUGCACAGAGAGCUGCCCUGGGGGUGAAAAUCACCUAUGAUGAUCUUCCAGCUAUUAUCACAAUGGAGGAAGCUAUAAAAAACAAUUCCUUUUAUGGACCUGAGCUGAAGAUUGAGAAAGGCAACCUCACAAAGGGCUUUUCUGAAGCUGACAAUGUGGUUUCAGGUGAACUCUACAUUGGGGGUCAAGAGCACUUCUACCUGGAGACACACUGCACCAUUGCUGUGCCCAAAGGAGAGGCAGGAGAGAUGGAACUCUAUGUGUCCACACAGAAUACCACAAAAACCCAGGCUUUUGUUGCAAAAAUGUUGAAUGUCCCAGAAAACAGGAUUGUGGUCCGUGUGAAGAGAAUGGGAGGAGGUUUUGGAGGGAAAGAGACCAGGAGCACUGUGGUGUCCACAGCUGUGGCCUUAGCUGCACAUGUGACUGGCCGGCCUGUGCGUUGCAUGCUGGAUCGGGAUGAAGACAUGCUGAUAACGGGUGGCAGGCAUCCCUUCCUAGCCAAAUACAAGGUUGGCUUCAUGAAGACAGGGAAGAUCGUGGCUCUGGAGGUGGAGCACUACAGCAAUGCAGGAAACACCUUGGACCUCUCUCAGAGUAUCAUGGAACGUGCCCUAUUCCACAUGGAUAACUGCUAUAAAAUCCCCAACAUCCGGGGCACUGGACGACUGUGCAAGACCAACCUUCCCUCCAAUACGGCAUUCCGGGGUUUUGGGGGUCCUCAGGGGAUGCUCAUUGCUGAAUAUUGGAUGAGUGAUGUAGCAGUGACCUGUGGGCUGCCUGCUGAGGAGGUGAGUUGGGAAAACAUGUAUCGAGAAGGCGACCUGACCCACUUCAACCAGAAGCUGGAAGGUUUCACCUUGCCCAGGUGCUGGGACGAGUGCAUGGCUAGCUCAGAGUACAAGGCUCGGCGCAGUGAAGUGGACAAGUUUAACAAGGAGAAUUGUUGGAAAAAGAGAGUAUGCAUCAUUCCAACCAAAUUUGGGAUAAUCACUCUUUCUUUCCUGAAUCAGGCUGGAGCUCUGGUGCAUGUCUAUACAGAUGGCUCUGUGCUGCUGACACAUGGAGGCACAGAGAUGGGCCAAGGCCUUCAUACCAAGAUGGUCCAGGUGGCCAGCAAAGUUCUGAAAAUACCCACUUCUCUGAUCUACAUCAGUGAGACCAGCACGAACACAGUGCCCAACACCUCUCCCACAGCUGCCUCUGUCAGCACUGACAUCAACGGACAAGCUGUCUAUGAGGCAUGUCAGACCAUUCUCAAGAGGUUGGCACCCUUCAAGGAAAAGAACAAAAAUGGCUCCUGGAAAGACUGGGUCUUAGAUGCCUACCAGAAUGCUGUGAGCUUGUCUGCUACUGGAUUUUACAAAACACCCAACCUGGGCUACAGCUUUGAGACCAACUCAGGGAAUCCCUUCCACUACUUCAGCUACGGGGUGGCUUGCUCUGAAGUAGAGAUCGACUGUCUGUCAGGGGAUCAUAAGAACCUGCGCACAGACAUCGUGAUGGACGUGGGAUCCAGUCUGAACCCUGCUAUUGAUAUUGGUCAGGUGGAGGGGGCGUUUGUCCAGGGCCUGGGUCUCUUCACCAUGGAGGAGCUGCUCUACUCCCCAGAAGGUUCCCUGCACACCCGGGGCCCUGGCACCUACAAGAUUCCUGCCUUUGGCAGCAUCCCCACGGAGUUCCGGGUGUCCCUGCUCCGGGACUGUCCCAACAAGAAGGCCAUCUAUGCAUCCAAGGCCGUUGGAGAACCACCCCUUUUCCUGGCUUCCUCCAUCUUCUUCGCCAUCAAGGAUGCCAUCCGUGCAGCCCGGGCCCAGCACAUGGACAGUCACACCAGUGAACUGUUCCAACUUGACAGCCCAGCCACUGCAGAGAAAAUCCGAAAUGCCUGCAAGGACCAGUUUACUGAUCUGUGCAUCACACCGAUGUCAGAAAACUGCCGACCUUUUUCUCAGAGGGUCUGAAGAGGCAGCUUUGGACGGAACUACCUAUGCCUCUCUGGGGGUGCUCCUUUCACAGUGUGCUAAUUGGGCGAGGAACACAUCCAGCAGAAGGGGGAUGAUGGCGCCUUGAUGCCUCAGGAUAACCUGGGGAAGAACACUACAUGCAUUGGGGAUGGUGAUUAAAAUAUGAUUUACAAACAUGAUAA